CAGCAAAGGGAGUGUAUACACUGGGGGAUGCAUCACGUUGGAAACUAAAGAUUGAAGAAGAUGAAAAGGUGUUUCGAAGGUAUCGGGCUGCAAUGCUUUCUUAAGGAUGGGCCAAUGGCGGCCACACAAAGCCAAAAGUACCUCCUGGUCUUUGACUUUGAUGAGACCAUUGUAAAUGAGAAUAGUGAUGAUUCUGUCGUCCAGGCUGCUCCUGAGAAAAAGCUGCCAGAGUCCAUACGCCAAACCUUCCGGGAAGGCUUCUACAAUGAGUACAUGCAGCGGGUUUUGAAAUAUCUGGGGGAUCAAGGGGUAAAGAUGGCCGACUUCAAAGCAGUCUAUGAAAAGAUUCCCUUCUCUCCUGGCAUGCAGGAGCUCUUCCAGUUCCUCUCUAAGCACCAGAACCGCUUUGAGAUUAUCCUCAUCUCUGAUGCCAACAUGUUCGGCAUUGAAUGUUCUUUGAAGGCCGCAGGGGUUUACUCCCUCUUCCGUAAAGUAUUCAGUAACCCUUCUAGUUUUGACAAGACAGGCUACUUCAUCUUGGGCCCUUACCAUUCACACAACUGCCCACGGUGCCCUUCAAAUAUGUGCAAACAGAAGAUCCUGACUGAAUACCUGGAAGAAAGAGCUCAGGAGGGAAACAAAUUUGAGAGAAUCUUCUAUGUGGGAGAUGGAGCCAAUGACUUCUGCCCUUCCAUGGCAAUGAAGUCCAGUGAUGUUGCCUUCCCAAGGAAGAGCUAUCCCAUGCAUCAGCUCAUCCAGGAAAUAGAGAAAAACCAAUCUGGGGCUUACCGGGCUACUGUAGUCCCUUGGGACUCUGCCAUAGAGGUUUGUUCCCACCUCCAAGAAGUUCUCAAGGAAACAUCCUGAGGGAAAGACUUGGCAGAAGCAGCAAUUCUCCUUGAUUUAUCUGGCAUAUAGUGUGGAAAGAUCUCAGCAAUUAACCUUGCACUGCCUCAUGCUUGGCUUCUGCUCUGUUUCCCCCUCCCUCUCCCUUUCUCUCAUUGUGCACAGUCUGUCUCUGGAUCUCCCCUUCUUUUGAUCUCGAAAUAAGGGCUCUCUAUGCAGUUUGGCAGUCCAUUCCAGGAAGGGUGGGUGGGUGCCUGCCGCCUCAUAUGCUUUGCUUGCCUAUGAAGAAAAUGCUACUGCAUUUCUAAAAAAUUGCUUAUCCAUUUUGGGGAUACAGAAAAGGCUUAUCUCUGCUACCAAAGCAUAUAGAAGCAGUCAUGGGUCCUGCCUCAUUGAAGAUGACAAUAAAGUCAUCUGCUGUAGAUCUAAAUGGGGCAGAAUUAUGUGUCUGCUAGAUCAGGUUUUGUUUAAUCUAUGAUUUACCUACUCAGCCCGGUUCGGCUGAGGUCAUAUACUAUUAAGCCAUAAACCACGGUUCACAAACCACAGUGGCUGGAUUCACACAUCAAAACAAAGCAAGUGAAAUGUAAAAUAAACUCUUUAUCUAUAUCUUCAAAAACUAUGCUCAAAAGGUAAAAAAAAUACUACAAGGUAAUUUAAAUGUAUCAUUGUUGCUGGGCAGGACAUAAUCAUCUAAUUGACCCCAAAAUACUGAUUUCUUUAAGGGCUCAUUUUAUUGCUGAGAUCAAUGCUCAAUGGAUAUACUUCCUCAAUCUGCUGCUCUCCAAAUGUUUGGCUUCCAUAAUUCUCAGUCAACAUAGCCAAUAACUAGGGAUUUCAAGAGCUAAACAUGUGCUGGACAUUGUACUUCCUUUUAAGGUGCCAGACUGGCACAGUGACUUUUUAGCCAAGCAAAUUGUAAGAGAAAACAAGAGAAAACUCUUGCUAUAGUAGCAUGUUGAUCAGUCACCUAGAAGGAGAGGUCUCCAACCUUGCAACUUUAAGGAGAUCUCAGCAAAGCUGGCUGAGGAAUUCUGGGAGUUGGUCCACAAGUCUUAAAAUUGCCGUGGUUGGAGACCCCGGACCUAGAACACAGGUCCCCAACCUUCAGCUGCAGCCUACUACCAGGCCUUGAGGCUUUCGGAACUGGGCUGCGGAAGUAGUGGGGGAGUGUGGAAUCCUCCCCCUCCCUCUCCCUCCACUGCCACUCAGCAAAGCUGAAAAGGUUGGGGGAACUCUGAUCUAGAAGAGCCUCAAGGAAGCAUAUCAGCUGUUCCAAAAGAAACAGCUUCCUAAAUGAGGCAUGUGGUGCUGCCUAUUUGAUGUAUUGAAACAAGAAAAAGAAGUAUUUUAGAUGUGUAGAGCAGGGGUCUGAGUGAGGAAUUCUGGUAGUUGAAGCCCACAAGUUACAAAGUUGCCAAGAUUGGAGACCCCUGGUGUCGGGAACAUGUUAAAAACAAUUAUUGGUGAUGAUAAUCGAUGUACAGCAUGGCCCUUCAAAUGUUGCUAUGCUACACCUUAUGAUGGGCUUGUUAGUUGGGGUUGCUUGCAGUUAUAAUUCAGCAGUAACUGGAUAACCACAAUUCCUGAUCCCUGACUUUAGAAAUGUAGAAAGUAGGAGACUACAAGAAACGACAUGAAAAAAAUCUGCUAUUUCUAUAUGUAUUUCCCAUUCAUCCAUAAUUAUCCUCUAAUUUCAGAUCUAACUUUGGACUUCUUUUUCUCUGUUCUAUUCAAAUAAUACUGCAUAUGCUCCCUGAUAAAUUGGAGGCAGAGGGAGGAAGAGAAAUGGUCUUCUGGAGAAAAUAAUUCACUCACUUCCCAGCUUGUUAACAAGAUGUCCAGGCUGAAUGAUGGUGCUACAUCAUGGCUUCCUAAAAAUGAUUCAGGGAGCUUUAUAAGAGUGAAUAUGUUAACUAUGCUAAACUCUAUAUUUCAUGUUUUGCUCAGGAAAAGGAACACAAUCAAUAUGAGAUUAGUGACAUUACGGAGCUAUGGGAUCAAGAUUAGAAAGAGAAGUCAGUGGCACAUGUUCAUCCAGACAAACUACAGUCAUAACACUGCCACAACAGAACACACAACAGUUAUGCACUAAAUUACAACAGUUGACACAACCACAAGACACCUAGAUUAUGCCUUUUCUCUGUGCAACACUGGAACAGGUUUCCACUGAAUUUGUUACUUAGAUACACGUUUAUUGCUGCCAGAAUAAUUUCCAUUUAUUAAAAUUGAGCAUUUGACUUUUCUCUCCCAAGGUGUUGUACCCCAAAACUCCAGCAUGGACUUCUCCUUGGCUUGAAAUGUGCUUGCCAUCUCGGAUUCCAUAACCAAACCAGCAGACUGUCUGCCCAUAUCUUCUUUUAAAAUGUUUAUUUGUAAUCCUCUCUUGGUCUGUAUUCUCUGCAAAUAUUCCAUAUUCUUUUGGGUUGUAUUCCUUUCUGCUUGUUAUUUUUGGAAUUUAAAGCCAUGGCAACUCUUUUAUAAGCACACACACACACACAUCCUACAAGAAAUACCUAGCUAAUAUUUAAAUGUUAAGUUAUCUUUUGUAUACUCAGCUGACACAAAUUGCUUAUAAAAUAUAUUCAAAUAUCUA
This is a messenger RNA of Ahaetulla prasina, 3442 nucleotides long. It is a transcript of the gene PHOSPHO1, whose product is annotated as phosphoethanolamine/phosphocholine phosphatase 1. The transcript is spliced from 2 exons. Bases 61 to 867 code for a protein of 268 amino acids. The record is from RefSeq and is a predicted model, not a curated record. Gene Ontology annotation, molecular function: phosphatase activity. Lineage: Eukaryota; Metazoa; Chordata; Lepidosauria; Squamata; Colubridae. Gene Ontology annotation, biological process: bone mineralization involved in bone maturation.